AAGCCCAUCUUUGGUUCAUUCCCUAUUCGGGCGAGGAGAAUUCUGCGUUCGACCCUUGCGUGCGUGCGUUCAACUGCGUUUGAAUGCGUUCAACUCGGAUGCGUUUGCAAUAAUACUAUCAUGUGUAUUUACAUGGCGCACUUACCUACUUUUGAUGUAUUUCCUGGACAUGUAUUGGCAGCUUUCUAUGACUUAGAAACAGUCCAUAAAGGCGUUGAUUUUGUUGUAAUAUGUCUUAGAACAUAA
Messenger RNA from Desarmillaria tabescens, 246 nucleotides. RefSeq lists its product as uncharacterized. The transcript has 4 exons. The annotation marks the transcript as partial. Lineage: Eukaryota; Fungi; Basidiomycota; Agaricomycetes; Agaricales; Physalacriaceae. The record is from RefSeq and is a predicted model, not a curated record.